CGAAAACGUAGUGACAUUGAAAUAUCUGAACGACAAUACAAAAGAAUUCACAUCGCAGUUCCUAUUCGAUCUCAGGAUGAUAAUGAAGAUUUUGCGCAAGAAUCAGAAGAAUCAUUUGUAAGUGACAAUGAAACUUGUUCACCAACCACUGAUAAUUCGCCAAGUGAAGUGGCUGAAGUAACUGAAACGACCAAAGUAACUGAAGUAACCGAAACGACCGAAGUGACUGAAGGAGAUACAGCCGAUGAGGCUGAAACUUCCGAUGAAAAAGAGAAUUGGUCAAAUGUAAUUGAGAACUGGAUUGGAAUGUUAGAUAAUGAAAAUCGGUUAGAGAAUGGUGAAAUUGUAGAUGAUGAACUACCUGAAUUUGAAUUUGGCGGGCGCACUACUCACCCAGCAGAUGAUUCAUCGGCAAAAUGGAAUUUGUUGGGGUUAUUCAAUGAUUCAUUAGAUUCGCCUAUUUCUUUUGUUCUUCAAUAA
Ambispora leptoticha is the source of this 480-nucleotide messenger RNA. The record is from the annotation of a GenBank genome assembly. NCBI's taxonomy places the organism in Eukaryota, Fungi, Glomeromycota, Glomeromycetes, Archaeosporales, Ambisporaceae.